Zerene cesonia (dogface butterfly) is the source of this 3545-nucleotide messenger RNA. Its product is annotated as DNA polymerase theta-like. Lineage: Eukaryota; Metazoa; Arthropoda; Insecta; Lepidoptera; Pieridae. The transcript has 9 exons. Gene Ontology annotation, molecular function: DNA-directed DNA polymerase activity; DNA binding. Bases 1 to 3465 code for a protein of 1154 amino acids. Gene Ontology annotation, biological process: double-strand break repair via alternative nonhomologous end joining; DNA-templated DNA replication. The record is from RefSeq and is a predicted model, not a curated record.
AUGAAGUUCUAUACAGCCUUGGCGCUUCAAGACUUAGUCAAUGAAGUUCCUCUCUCAGAAGUAGCCGCAAAGUUUCAGUGUGCUAGAGGUUUUCUUCAAGGACUUCAACAAGCUGCUGCAACAUUUGCUGGUAUGGUAACAGCUUUCUGUCGGCAACUAGGCUGGAAAAAUUUGGAAUUACUUGUUUCACAAUUUCAAGACCGGCUUCACUUUGGAGUUCAUUCUGAUCUGUUAGAUUUAAUGAAGUUAUCAUCCUUAAAUGGUGUAAGAGCGCGAACGCUCUUUGAUGCUGGAUUUGAGACAAUUUCUAGUAUCGCCUCGGCAGAUGUAAAUGUUAUAGAAAAUGCUUUGUACAAGGCUGUACCAUUCCAGAGUGAAAAGGGCAGAGAAGGUGAUGAUUUGGCUGAUGUUCGAAAAAGGAAUAAAAUCAGAAAUAUCUGGAUUACAGGAUUUUGUGGUAUGACUGCAAAAGAGGCAGCAGAAAACCUUAUUCUAGAAGCAAGAAAAUAUGUAGAAUUAGAAAUUGGUGUAACUGAAAUAAAAUGGGAAAACAAAUCAAGUACUGAAAAUCAAUGUGGUGAUGAUGGUAUCCACCAAAAAAAAGUAUAUUACACCCAAAAUGAAACUUGUCCCCAGAAGUGUGAUAGUAAAAUAAUUGUUCAGUGUAGUACAUUAGAAUCGGAAACAUUGGUAUCACUAAAGAGUGAUAAAACAAUAUUAGAAAAUUAUACCCCUUUUAAUAGGAAUACAGUUCAAAUUGAACCUGAUAAAGAAUUGAAAUCUGAGAAGGAAAGAAAUGCAUUGGCGGAAAAAAAUUCACUCAAAGAUACAAGUCAAAUUUGUGAGGCUGAUAUUAACUCACAAGAGAAAACAUUACAAAAUCACAACAAAUACUUAACUUUAAAGUUGAAGAAUGAUACAUUAUGGGAUUCAUUGAACAUUAAUGAUACAGCUUUGGAUAAUAUUUCAAAACUUCCUAUGUCUGCUAAAGUUUUAUCACCAAAUAUAAGCUUUGGCGAAUUUGAACAAAAUAUUGAUUCAAAAGAAACUAAAAGUAAUAAGUCAUUUAACACAACUGAAAAAGAUGUCAGUAUGUUUUCAUCUGAAGGUGAUAAUUCGAGUCUAUUUGAAGAUAGUUUACCUUUAGAUUUAAUUCCAAAUACUGUACUAGAUACUAAAAAAGAAACUUUUCAAAAUGAUAUGACGCAUUCUCAAUAUAUAAAUUCUAGUUCAAUAUUAGAAGCGUUUAAAAUGUCUAUUAUUGAUGAAGACGAUAACAUGAAAUUAGUUAACGAUGUAGAUAAUAUUGAAAAAACUGACAUUGAUAAAGUUAAAAAAGAAAUUAAAGGUUGCAUACCUGAUAAUGCAGAUGAGAUUUCUACUCAAGGUGUUACUGAUUCUUGGGUUCAUAAAGAUUUCAUAAGUCCCUUAAAGCGCGAAAAUAAUUCUAUUAAAAAUAUCUGUUACCCUCAGGCCAAAAGGAAAAAGCAUACUAGAUCAAUCUUGAAUAUGAAAACGAUAUCAAAUAAAAAACCCUUACAAAUUAACUCUGUAAAUUCAUACAAUUUUAAAAUGAAAGUGAAUAACAAUACAAUUGAGUGUUAUAUUUUACGGGAAACAGAUGUUAUUGUUAAUUUAGAAAUUUUAAAUACAAUCGAUUUAGCUAGCUUUAUAACAAUUAAUUAUGAAUCAGGUAAUUGCGCAAAUAGAAUAGGCACUGAUAUUCUCGAAGAUAAAACCUUAAGGAGUAGUCGAUCGAGAACAUGCGAUUCAAAUUCUCAGAUCCAUGGAAUAUGUUUUUAUUUCCAACCUGCAAUUUGCAUAUUUCUUGAUUUGUCUUCACUUAAUAAUUUAAAGGAAUUCACAAAUAAAUUGUCAAAAAUUUUGAUGAGAUCUACUUUAAAAAUGCGAUCUAUGUGGGUUAAGAAACAUUAUUUAUAUCUUAUCAAGUUGUUGGGUUAUUUCUCACAAACAUUUUCCGAUAUAUUAGUUGCUGAGUGGUUGAUGGAUAACAAAGAAGAUAUGUCCAGCGUUCGUGAAUUGAUAAAGAAAUAUCGUAGCGUUGAUCUGUUAAAUACAAACAUUACAGUCGAUGGUAAUGCGAAGAAUUAUAAUGAGCUAGAUAAAGUUGAAGAAUCGUGUCUUAAAUCUUGGUGUUUGUUUGAUAUUGCUGAUGAACAAGAUAAAUGCUUUUUCGAUAAAUAUCACUUUGCGAUGUCUAUUAUUGAGAUGGAAAAUCAUGUGUUAAAAAUAUUGGCGUGCAGCGAAUACCAGGGAAUCAUGGUUGAUAAGGAACUCGCGUCUCGACUUUUGGUUGAUGUGAAAAGCUCGCAAGAGAUACUUCAGAAAAAGGCAUUCAAGAUAUGCGGAUAUCACUUUAAUUUUAAUUCGUCGAAGGAUGUCGCUAAGGUAUUAGGUAUUUACAAAGGUCGCAAAGUAAGUACAAAGAAAAGCGUGCUUACGGCCCAUAACAGUCCGAUGGCGAGCAUCGUGAUCUAUUGGAGGAAACUCAACUCUAUUUUGACGAAGACCUUGUACCCGCUCACUGAAAAGGCUUACAUGUGUAGUGCAGAUAAUAAGAUAAAUCCUUCGUACACGUUGUUCACUUGCACCGGUCGAAUUAGUAUGCACGAACCGAACUUACAAAACGUGCCACGAACAUUUUCCGUACCCAUGAAAUACCUGAAAGUUGUGGACGACUUUGAACCUUGCGACGACGCAGCAGAGUUCAAUUGCAGAAACAUUUUCAAAGCGUCGCCGGGCUAUGUGUUUGUUUCGGCGGAUUAUUGCCAACUGGAAAUGAGAAUCUUAACCCACUAUAGUAAGGACGCGGUUUUGUCACGGAUUAUGAAAUCGGAUGUGGACGUUUUUAAGUCUAUAGCCGCUUCUUGGGGGGGAGUUCCAGAAAGUAAGGUGGAUGACGACCUCCGUCAAAAAGCGAAACAGCUAUGUUACGGAAUCCUUUACGGAAUGGGGAACCGUACGUUGUCUCAACAUUUAGAUGUAUCCGAAAUGGAAGCUGCUAUGUUCAUGGAUAGCUUUUACAAUACGUAUCCCGAUGUGCGGAAAUUUACCCAAAAUGUGGUACAGGAGUGCCGGAGCAAGGGCUACGUGGAGACUCUGAUGAAACGCAGAAGAUAUUUACCUGACAUUAACAGCGUCGUGGUCUCCAAGAGAAAUACUGCAGAGCGCCAAGCUGUAAAUACCACAGUACAAGGAUCAGCUGCAGACAUAGCAAAGGCAGCGAUGUGUGCAAUAGACAAUAGAACAUACGGAGAUAUAAAACCACACCUCGUUCUACAAAUGCAUGAUGAACUUAUCUAUGAAGUGGUCGAAUAUAAGAAAAACGAUUUUAUAAAUAUUCUGAAAGACGUUAUGGAGACAACAGUUAGAUUAAAUGUACCUUUGCCAGUUAAAGUGAAAUCGGGAUAUACGUGGGGUGCUUUGGAAGAAAUUAAAAUGUAAUAUAAAAUAGUUAAAUUUAGAAAUAUAAGCCCUGUGAUAUUUUAGAUAUAACUUUGCCUUAAUAAAUUUUUUGUACAAUA